CCGAAGCUGUGGUUUUGUUAUUUAAUUCAGUUGAAACAGUCAACAGUAGUUACAUCUCACGUCGCAUAAUAAUGAGGAAUUUGGAGGCUACGGGCAAGACCGAGUUUAUGGCUGACUGUCAAUGGCGCUGCAAAGAUGAAGAUUCGGGGCUUAGCUGUGGAGAGUGUCAGUCUUGUGUGCUUUCUUCAAAACUCUUGCAGACAAGUUACUGGUUUUUAAAAGCAGGGGAAUUGACGAAAAGGAAGUUUCUCUCUGGUGUUCUUGCUCGCUGUGAAAACUCUGGCAUAGGCCUUCUUGAAAACGUCAGAAAUGUCUUGGAAGUAACAAUGGGGAAGGACUUCACUUACGCACGGUCCCGAUUAAAACCAGGUCUGUCUGGAGACGCAUCCCACUGCAGUUCAAAUCGAGCUCUGGACCCCAAGAUACUGAAAGAUGCGAUCAGACAGACAUGGGACUGGUUCAGUCACAGCUCGAACUGGACCAAAUCGAACUACCUUAUGGGAAUUUUGGCUCUGUGCGACACAGAACUCCUCCACAUCCUUGGAAACCUGGUUCAUGUUCUGCUAGUUAGAGAAAAAAGAAACCCAUUAAGAUCAGCUUUGGGUGGCACAGAGGAUGAGAUCGCUUCGAUACCAGAAUCACAUUAUUCAUUCAGCUCAGAUGGGAAUCCGGACUUGGAGCUGCUUAUUUGUGCCAGCUCAGUGUAUGGGGCUGUGGAUCUCCCAUCCCAAUGCCAGGCCGAUGACGUAAUGGAGACGACAGUGGACACAGGCUGUGGCUCUCUCACCACAGUGAGUGAUGGUGCACAUAAGGAGAGCAGCUAUGCCAGAUAUGGGAGCGCUACGUCUGGAUGUGACGAGAGAGAUGCCAGCGAUACUGACUCUGCCUACUCAGAUGACCCUGCCCUCACCGUCGUGCCAAAGUCCUCGCGGUCCUUCUCUGGAGUCGGCCGCCACCGCGACUUCAUCCGUCAGCUUCCUGUUCACAUCACCAAGAGGAUUCUGGGCCUUCUGGAUAGCGCCUCCCUCCGCAGCUGUCUCAAUGUGUCCCAACACUGGCAGUACCUGGCUUUAGAGGUUCAGCACGAAGGCCGUGUGAAAAGGCUGCUGGAGAAGAAGGCCAUGUCUCUGCAGGGGAAAGCCAAGGCCGUCAAUCCUGCCUUUGCCAGGUUCCAGGACGUGCUGGUUGCCGUUCGAGACGAUGAGAAGUUCAUGUACCAUGGCGACCUGUCCUCACGAAGUAGGAAGGACCGGGCGUUCGAGGCCACCUACACUGGGGUCAUUACCAAAACCGUGACCAUGGAGGAGCGCAAUGUCUUCUGCGGAGCGUACAACAUGAUUCUGCUGCACAGCAGGGAAGACCCGUCGCGGGUGACGCACUACGGUGGCGGGCAGCUGGUGGUGACGGGCUCCAAGGACCGCGUGGUGCGGCUGGUGGAUGUGCUGGCGCAUAAGGAGGUGCCCCCGACCAUGCACGGCCACGCCGGCAGCAUCCGCGCCGUGCUGCUCUGUGAGGAUCGCGGCCUCGUCUUCAGCGCAGGAUAUGACCUCAGCAUCAGGUGCUGGAAUCUGAAGACAGGCACCUGCACCACGCUCUUCCGAGGUCACAAGGGCACCAUCAACUGCCUGGACCUGCACGGAGACAAACUGGUGUCUGGGUCCAAGGACGGAAGGGUCAAAGUGUGGAAUUUGUCGGGCAAGUGUGACGAUUCGCUGAGGUUCAAGCACAACCAGCCCGUCCUGUGCGUGAAGAUGGACAAGUCCUGCGUUCUGAGCAGCUGUGCCGGAGGCUUCGUCAAGCUGUGGAGUCUGGAGACGUCCUCCCUUCUCAAGGUGAUGGAGGCCCAUAAGGGUCCAGUCGGGUGCCUCUACUUGAACGAGUGGCACAUCCUGUCCGGCGGUUCAGAUGGAGAGGCCAUGGCCUGGAGCGCCAACCCCGACUUCAAGAAGUGUCUCAUGACCUACAGCCACCCGAUGGAGGUUUUGUCGCUGACGUGUCAGUACCUGCGGGCGAUCACCGGCUGUCUGGACGGAAAGAUCCGGAUCUUUAACUUUGUCACAGGAGACUGCCUCAAAGUGAUCAAGGCCUGUGGUCACAACAGCCCAGUCCACUCCAUACAUGUGGCCGAAAACAACAUGGUGGUGGACACGGACACCGGGAUAUUCCUUCUCCAGUUCGCCAAGGUGCGCUGGGACUACACGUCGUCGUCCGAGUGCGAGGCGCAGGAGGACUUUGGCGGUUUCGCCGAGGAGGGCGAGUCGGGCCUCCGCAAGCACGGCGACUCGUAUGUGAGGGCCGAGCGCAUGGCGGUCAUCGGUUCGUCCAGUCACAAGCUCUUCCCGCUCGCCGACCAGGGCAGCGAGGCCUUCUCUCACCACGCGCGCAGCCUGUCCGCACUGAGUAUGACCCACGCCAGGGAGGCCCAGCAGGAGUGGAUGAGGUCGGUUGCGUGGAGCCCCCGGCAGCCUUACCGGCACAACCGCGCCUACAUCGACCUGCAGCCGGAGUUCAUGCACAAGGGCUCGUCCGCCCUGUCCUCCUCCAGCGGGCACGCACCCACUGCCCACAGCGCCAGUCAUGCGCCCAGCACCGCCACCAGUGACCUGGGUCGAGAGCGGAGUUUGACUAUUUCCGAGCUGAGCCGCAGUGAGAAGGCUCUGCUGCGUCGCGUCCAGACGCGCGGAUCUCACCGGCCCGUGACGCCCGAGCGCAUGCUGCUGACGCUGGGCUCGUCCUCGCAGCUGUGCCCCCUGGCCGAGCCGCUCCGCGCCAACAUGGAGAGCAACGCCCGCGUCCGCGACGCCUGGGGCUCCAAGCCACCCCCACCACCGCCGCCGCUGCCACCACCAUCGCCCCCCAGAGAUGACCUCUGCCGCCGCCCCGACACCGCUCCCCCGCUGUCCACGGCCUCUCCGUCCAGGCACGGAGGGCUCCGGUUGGGGUACAAGGCCCCGUCUUCUCCGCCUCCGCCGCUUGUGGAGGGACGCGUGCAGCCUGACACCCCCAAGCUGCCCCAGCCGUCCCUCUACACGCACUCCAACGUCGUCUACACCCCUCUGAUGCGCCUGGCCUCGGAACCGAGCCCAAACACAAGCCCAGUCCCGAGAUCCGGCUGGGGGACGGGGUGCUGCCAGGAACGGAGCAAGCAGGCGCGCUCGUGUGCGACCUCACCUGUACGGGCGAGGUCAGAGUUCAGGGGUCACAGCUGCACUCCGCAUCAACGCAAGAGACCCCAGACCGCUGGCACAGCAGGGGCCGCCGCUCGUAAGGUGAUGACCCCCAGUACUCCUCUGGAUCAGGGGGACCCCAGCAGCCCUCCUCGUCCCCCCCACCGCCACCCUCCUCCGCCCCACCACACGCCCCUGCGCUCCCCCCCCACCGCCCCCCCCUCCUCCUCCUCCCGCUCCGCCAAGCGCCCCUCCGUCCGCCACGUGGAGUUCGAGGCGCCGCCCGCCUCGCCCGUCAUCGUCGCCGCCCCCCACAACCCCCUGGACCCGUUCCGCGAGCACGCCGACUUCCGGCUGCGCACCGACACGCAGCUGGCGGCGUACGUGCGCCAGGAGACGCAGCGGGCGUGGCGCGAGUACGCCCGCGCCCGGGCCGAGGCCCAGAGGCUCCACCCCGCCGGGCACGACCCGCGGCGCAGGAAGAUGACCGUGUGGAGGGUCAGGGUGAAGGGGCUGCCCCACGAGGACUUCACCAAGGAGGACCAGGUGUACGCUCCAGAGCUGGGGCCGGACGUUUACAUCUGA
This is a messenger RNA of Sardina pilchardus (European sardine), 3752 nucleotides long. RefSeq names its product F-box and WD repeat domain containing 10 (gene fbxw10). Lineage: Eukaryota; Metazoa; Chordata; Actinopteri; Clupeiformes; Clupeidae. The record is from RefSeq and is a predicted model, not a curated record. Gene Ontology annotation, molecular function: protein binding. The coding region runs from base 72 to 3752 and encodes 1226 amino acids. The transcript is spliced from 15 exons.